Helianthus annuus (common sunflower) is the source of this 774-nucleotide messenger RNA. Its product is annotated as histidine-containing phosphotransfer protein 1. Gene Ontology annotation, molecular function: protein histidine kinase binding; histidine phosphotransfer kinase activity. Gene Ontology annotation, cellular component: nucleus; cytoplasm. The transcript has 6 exons. Gene Ontology annotation, biological process: cytokinin-activated signaling pathway; phosphorelay signal transduction system; phosphorylation. NCBI's taxonomy places the organism in Eukaryota, Viridiplantae, Streptophyta, Magnoliopsida, Asterales, Asteraceae. The record is from RefSeq and is a predicted model, not a curated record. Bases 123 to 581 code for a protein of 152 amino acids.
UGUCUAGUUAAAUAUUCUCUUCUAUCUUUUCAUCAAAAAGAUACUGUUUAUAUAACACUACUUAUAUAUACUUUUUUGCAUAUUUAUUUACAAUCACUUGACAAAAUAAAGGGUAAGCAACCAUGGAUGCUGUAUCUCAAUUGCAAAGACAGUUUGUUGAACAUGCAACGUCGUUGUAUCGUGAGGGGUACCUUGAUGAUCAGUUUACUCAGCUUUUAAAACUGCAAGAUGAAAGCAACCCGGAUUUUGUUGUUGAAGUUGUAUCCCUUUUCUUUGAAGAUUCCGAAAAGCUUCUUAACAAUUUGGCAACUGCACUUCAGCAGGAGAGUAUUGAUUAUAAACAAGUAGAUGCUCAUGUGCACCAGUUCAAGGGUAGUAGUUCUAGCAUAGGUGCGCAACGAGUAAAGAAUGUAUGUGUCGUCUUCAGAAACUAUUGUGAUGAGAAAAACCUUGACGGGUGUUUAGUAUGUUUGGAACAAGCAAAAAAUGAAUAUCUCCUCGUAAGGAACAAACUUGAAGCCUUGUUUAAUCUUGAGCAACAAAUCUUACAAGCCGGAGGAUCGGUCCCUAUGAUGGCAUAGGUGUCACAACCUUGGCUAGAUAACUAGAUUAUUUAUCGAUAUAGAGCUUUGUAUGAAACUACCAUCGAGAUUAUGUGAAUAAUGUUACUCGUUAAGGAAUGUAAUAUUUUCAAUGUAUGAUCUCGGUAAUAAGAACUUAUGUUGUCUGGAGCAUUGUUUCAUGAUGCCUUUUAUUGAUAUUCUUCAUAUUGUU